AUCGACGCUUUGUGAAGAAGGGUUGUUUUUUCUUUCAGCCAUGGCCCAGUGUCAAAACGCCAGUGACUGCUCCAAGCGCGAUUUCAAAGUCAGCAGGCGAAAAACUUUGAUCACAUUGGCUGAGCUGAUACCACUUGGGUUUGCCUCAUAUCGCACGCACCGUUCCUCUUGAAUCUACAUUACAUAAUGGUUGACUAUAGCCUCCCAUCCCAAUGCCAACUACUCGAGCAGAACUCCCAGCUCAAAGCUCUGAUGACCAUUAUCAGAGCGAAAGACACCUCACGAGCCGAUUUUAUCUUUUAUGCUGAUAGGAUCAUUCGCUUGUUGGUAGAAGAAGGUUUGAACCAUUUACCAGUUGUGGACAAAACCGUCAAAACUCCUACCGGGGCCGACUACAAUGGUAUUGAUUUCAAAGGUCGUAUUUGUGGAGUGUCAAUCAUGCGUGCUGGAGAAGCGAUGGAGCAAGGUUUACGAGAUUGUUGCCGUAGUGUCCGUAUUGGCAAAAUCUUGAUUCAGCGAGACGAAGAGACGCACCAGCCCAAGUUGUAUUACGCAAAGUUACCAAAGGACAUUGAAAGCCGCUACGUCCUGUUGCUGGACCCUAUGCUUGCAACGGGAGGAUCAGCCAUGCAGGCAGUACAAGUUCUUCUUGAUAACAAUGUUCGCGAGGACCGUAUCAUUUUCCUCAACUUGAUUUCUGCUCCAGAAGGUAUUGAUGCCUUUGUCAAGCGAUACCCUCAAAUUAAGAUCAUUACUGGCGAGAUCGAUGGUGGACUGGACGAUAACAAAUAUAUUGUCCCAGGCGUGGGAGAUUUUGGCUGCAGAUAUUUCGGUACGGAUUAGGGCUUUCUCGUAUAAAUUGUUGUUUUAAUGGGGCCACUCUAUCCCCCUUGUCAUGUAAAAUCAGCGUUCCUUGCCUACUCUUUUCUACUACUGGGAAAUUAUUCGAACCUGUAUUUCAGAGGCUCCAUAUUUUUGGCCUGUUUUCAAUCUUCCCUCAUGUCAUAUUAAAAGACUACUUUCGGUAAUCAGAUGCUCGAAGGCUGGGUCCGUAAACGUUCUCCGCGCUUUUCACAUUUAGGUCUCUCCCCCC
Molecule: messenger RNA, 1093 nt
Organism: Umbelopsis ramanniana AG
Lineage: Eukaryota; Fungi; Mucoromycota; Umbelopsidomycetes; Umbelopsidales; Umbelopsidaceae
Exons: 5
Coding region: 187-843 (218 amino acids)
Source: RefSeq, a predicted model, not a curated record